Molecule: messenger RNA, 928 nt
Organism: Planococcus citri (citrus mealybug)
Lineage: Eukaryota; Metazoa; Arthropoda; Insecta; Hemiptera; Pseudococcidae
Exons: 3
Coding region: 108-839 (243 amino acids)
Source: RefSeq, a predicted model, not a curated record
CCUAAGUAGCGGUAUUACUUGUAGCGAAUUCCAUAUCGAGCAUACGUCCUAAGCUAUCAUCACUAUUGCGUUUAAAUAACUUCUCUCAACUUUUACUCGUUGACACCAUGAUUUAUUUAGGUUUAACUAUUUUUGCAUCCUGCCUGUGCUUUCCAAAUGAUGCUUUCCCUCUGGCUGUCGAUCUAAAUACUAGAGUUGAAGAAUAUUUUGUCAAGCUGAAUAUUACCGAUCCAACAUCGAAUGAGCGCCUGAUCGCACGAGACUUGAUUUACGAACGUGAAAAAGCGGAAGCAGAGGCUCGCCAGCAGCGUGAAAGGGCUAAAGGUGCUGAAGAUGCUAAAAAAACAGUCCAAAAGGAACUGAAUAAAUUCAAGUAUCCAGUUACCAUAGGCAACGAAAUCGAUACUUUUUUCGAAAUACACGACUGGAAGGUUAAUAUAACCGCUGCGGAGGAUAAAAUGAUCAAACAAAUUGGGGAUCAGCAAAGGAGAGUGAGAGUAAAGCUGGUAAAAAUAUGCGAGCAUAUUAUUAGCGAUUUGAAUAGUACCGACCCUGAUAUUCAAGACUUAAACGAAGAAAUCGAUUCUCCUAAUAACCAGCAGUUGAAGAAAAUAGCCGAUCCAUCAAAACGAAGAAAUGUGUUCUGCAAUGCCCUGGUAUGGGCAAAAGUAAAAAGAAAUAAGAUUCACGACCUAAUAGCUGAUGGCACCGAUUUGAAGAAGUACAACAUUUUCGUUCGGGAGAGUUGGAAUGAAUGUCUUUCGAUAUUUGUGAAUGUUCUCACGGCAAAGCAGGGACUGAAAGAAAGUGAAGAGGAACUUGAUAUUCCUCAAUCUUGAUCUGCAGAAUAAUACGAGUACAACAAUAUGAAACUGUAUCUGCAGUACCAAAUUUUUUUCUAUGAAAAUAAAAUUGCGUGAUAUAAUGA